Molecule: messenger RNA, 2080 nt
Organism: Chlamydomonas reinhardtii
Lineage: Eukaryota; Viridiplantae; Chlorophyta; Chlorophyceae; Chlamydomonadales; Chlamydomonadaceae
Exons: 4
Coding region: 143-1534 (463 amino acids)
Source: RefSeq, a predicted model, not a curated record
GUUAAUUAAUAGUGUCGGGCUACUUGGCUGUGUGCUUGAAGAGUCCUUCAAAAACCGUCGCAGCCAUUUCGCAACGACGGUGCGCCCAACACAGCCAGCAAUUCCAUAGGACUUGCAACAUAGCAGCUGAAUUAAGUAAUUGAUGGCACCGAAAAAUAACAAGUCGCCGGGCGCGCACGGACACGCCGGCUCCGCCGGCGGGGCAGCGGCCGGGCCCCACGCCGGCCAAGCCUCCAUCAGGCAGGCGUACGACGCGAUGGGGGUGCAGCAGUUCUACGCGUCUCACGGGGCCCGGUACACCAACCCUCACGAGGGCCAGAUCUUUGCUGCCCUGUGUCAGCUGCUGGACUCCACCCCCGCAGCCGUGUGGCUUGGGCUGCAGGAGCUGAGCGGCCAGACACGUCAGCACCAGCAGCAGCAGUCGGAUGCGGAUGCGGAGGAGGGGGAGGGGGAGGGGGAGGGGGAGGGGGAAGAAGACGGCCAAGACGCGGGCGCUGAGGGCGAAGGGCAGCACGACGGCGGCGGCGCAGGUGGUGGCGGAGCAUGCGGCGGCUAUCGGGCCUGCACGGCGGAAGAGGCGGCGGCCAUUGCGGCGGCGGUGACGGCUGGGCUGGCGGCGCCGGUGCCUCUGCGGGUGUUGGACUUGGCGUGUGGCUCGGGCGAGGCCAGUGCGUGCCUGAUGGAGUGGAACCGGCUGAGGCCGCUGGGGGGCAGGCCCGCAGCAGGAGCAGCGGCAGGGGCCGGAGCAGGGGCAGGAGGAGGAGCAGGAGCAGGAGCAGGAGCAGGCGGAGGAGCAGGAGGAGGCGUAGGAGGAGGAGCAAGGGGAGGAGGAGGAGCAGGAGCUGCAGCAGGAGCAGGGGCAGGAGGAGGGGGUGCGCCGGGCGUGCCGGGCGUCGGCGGCACCAGCGGGGGAAAGAGGUCGAAGCAGCGCGCGGCGCCGCCGCCGCUUCUGCCGUACGAGCUACGGCUCACUGCGUGUGAUCCGUACACACGUGACGCCUACGUGGCACGUACGGGCCGUGCCGCGGAGAGCUGGUCCUUCGAAGACAUCGCUGACGGCUGCAUCGACGACUACCUGUGUUACGGCGGCGGCUGUAGCAGCGGUGCUGCUGCCACUGCUGGUGCUGCUGCUGCUGGUGCUGGUGCUGGUGCUGCUGCUGCGGCGGCUGGAGCUGGCAGUAGCAGCAGUGGGGGCGGCGGUGGCGGCGGCAGUAGCAGCGGUGGCGGCGGUGGCGUGGGUGUGGCGUUUGACCUGGUGGUGUGCUCCUUCGCGCUGCACCUGUGUGAGGCCAGCCGGCUGUACGGCACACUCACGGCCCUGGCCAGGUCCGCCCGCUGGCUGCUGGUCCUGGCGCCCCACAAACUGCCGUACGUCCGACAAGAGUACGGGUGGCGGUUAGAGCGGUUGAGCCGCGUGGAGCGCACGCACGUACGGCUUUAUCGCUCGCUCGCCGUACCGGCGGCAGAUGCGGCGGCGGCAGCGGAGGUAGCGGCGGCGGCGGCCGCGGCGGUGGCCGCGGUUUCAGUUGCGUGAGUUCAUGACAAGCAGGAGGGUUGGCGCAAUCAGCGACUCAGGCUCACAGGAGGAAUUUCUGAGAUUGGUCUCGGCCUCAGCUGUCUCAGGUGUUUCACGCAAGCGGUUGUGGUGGUCGUCGGGCCUGCGGUCGUUGGGCUUUGGUCUUCGAAUGACCAGCCUGGGCCAGCUGCACUAAGGAGGGUGGAGGACUGGAGUAGGUGCCCUAGGCUCCACGUCCGCAAAGGCACAGGAAGGACGGUUCGGGCCUUCGGGUGGCUUUCGAGUGUGUGACUUGUCUAGGGAAGACGUCUGGAACGUUGGGGGCUAAACGCUCACGAAAUGGAGCGAUGCCCCUCACUGUAUACCGUAGUGCAGGGACCUGCGCACUCUUCGGAUCGAGGUUCGGGGAUGCAUCAGCUCCUCCCGAGGCUUUUAGGCGCAUGCACCAAUUUUAUGCGGGAAGGAGCGUGGGAAUGGUUGCCGGACGUGGACAGUCAACCGGAGACAGGCACCGUGUGCAUGAAUGACGCUGCAGUUGGCAACUUCCCAUGUUCCCGAAUUCCA